GGCUCCGGGCGCGCACACACACAAGCGCCCUCGCCCGCCACCGCUGCCAGCACCAGCGCCGCCGCCACCGCACCCGGACAGUGGCGAGCGACUGAGGGGACAAGGGAGGAGAGGUGGGCAGCCCAGGGCUCUGGCGGCCAGGCUGGCUCACCGCCUCGGGCAGCAUCCACCUGCCCCAGUCAACACCCCUCUUUCACACCAGGUCCUUCUCGGCCUCCUGCUGGACUCUCCUGCCCUCCUGCUGGGCUGAGGCCCUCUGCUCUGCUCUCCACGUCAGCCCAGACCCCCGCCAUGGGGACCCUCUCCAGGAGGAAGUCACGCCUGCUGCUGCUGCUGGCCGUGGCCCUGGCCUGCUGUCCAGCGUGGAGCUCAGCCCUGGGAUCCCUGUCCACCUUCGGCCCUGUCUUUGAAGACCAGCCCCUCAGUCUGCUGUUCCCAGAGGAGUCCACAGAGGAGAAGGUGACACUGGCGUGCCGUGCCCGGGCCAGCCCUCCAGCCACCUACAGAUGGAAGAUGAACGGCACCGAGAUGAAGCUGGAGCCAGGGUCCCGCCACCAGCUGGUGGGAGGCAACCUGGUCAUCAUGAGCCCCACCAAGGCACAGGAUGCCGGUGUCUACCAGUGCCUGGCCUCCAACCCAGUGGGCACUGUCGUCAGCAGGGAGGCUGUCCUGCGCUUCGGCUUUCUGCAGGAAUUCUCCAAGGAGGAACGAGACCCAGUGAAAACCCACGAAGGCUGGGGAGUGAUGCUGCCCUGUAACCCGCCCGCCCACUACCCAGGCCUGUCCUACCGCUGGCUCCUCAACGAGUUCCCCAACUUCAUCCCGGCGGACGGGCGUCACUUCGUGUCCCAGACCACAGGGAACCUAUACAUCGCCCGCACCAAUGCCUCAGACCUGGGCAACUACUCCUGCCUGGCCACCAGCCACAUGGACUUCUCCACCAAAAGCGUCUUCAGCAAGUUUGCUCAGCUCAACCUGGCUGCUGAAGACCCCAGGCUCUUCGCACCCAGCAUCAAGGCCCGGUUCCCGGCAGAGACGUACGCACUGGUGGGACAGCAGGUCACCCUGGAGUGCUUUGCCUUUGGGAACCCCGUGCCCAGGAUCAAGUGGCGCAAAGUGGAUGGCUCCUUGUCCCCGCAGUGGGCCACAGCUGAGCCCACCCUGCAGAUCCCCAGCGUCAGCUUCGAGGAUGAGGGCACCUAUGAGUGUGAGGCGGAGAACUCCAAGGGCCGAGACAGUGUCCAGGGCCGCAUCAUCGUGCAGGCCCAGCCGGAGUGGCUCAAGGUGAUCUCGGACAUGGAGGCCGACAUCGGUUCCAGCCUGCGUUGGGGCUGCGCAGCCGCUGGCAAGCCCCGGCCCACAGUGCGCUGGCUGCGGAACGGAGAGCCUCUGGCCUCCCAGAACCGGAUAGAGGUGCUGGCCGGGGACCUGCAGUUCUCCAAGCUGAGCCUGGAGGACUCGGGCAUGUACCAGUGCGUGGCAGAGAACAAGCACGGCACCAUUUACGCCAGCGCGGAGCUGGCCGUGCAAGCACUGGCCCCCGACUUCAGGCUGAAUCCUGUAAGGCGCCUGAUCCCUGCAGCCCGAGGGGGAGAGGUCAUUAUCCCCUGUCAGCCCCGGGCAGCUCCAAAAGCCGUGGUGCUCUGGAGCAAAGGCACUGAGAUUUUGGUCAACAGCAGCAGAGUGACUGUAACUCCGGAUGGCACGUUGAUCAUAAGAAACAUCAGUCGGUCCGAUGAAGGCAAAUACACCUGCUUCGCUGAGAAUUUCAUGGGCAAAGCCAACAGCACGGGCAUCCUGUCUGUGCGAGAUGCAACCAAGAUCACUCUGGCCCCCUCCAGUGCCGACAUCAACUUAGGGGACAACCUGACCCUGCAGUGCCACGCCUCCCAUGACCCCACCAUGGACCUCACCUUCAUCUGGACUUUGGAUGACUUCCCCAUUGACUCCGAUAAGCCUGGGGGUCACUACCGGAGGGCCAGUGUGAAGGAGACAGUCGGGGAUCUGACCAUCCUGGACGCUCAGCUGCGUCACGGAGGGAAGUACACAUGCGUGGCCCAGACGGUGGUGGACAGUGCGUCCAAGGAGGCCACGGUCCUGGUCCGAGGUCCACCGGGUCCCCCAGGAGGUGUGGUGGUAAGGGAUAUUGGCGACACCACUGUCCAGCUUAGCUGGAGUCGUGGCUUUGACAACCACAGCCCCAUUGCCAAGUAUACCCUGCAAGCUCGAGCUCCACCUGCAGGGAAGUGGAAGCAAGUUCGGACCAAUCCUGCCAACAUCGAGGGCAAUGCGGAGACCGCCCAGGUGCUGGGCCUCACACCCUGGAUGGACUAUGAGUUUCGGGUCAUAGCCAGCAACAUCCUGGGCACUGGGGAGCCCAGUGGGCCCUCCAGCAAGAUCCGGACCAAGGAAGCAGCCCCCUCGGUGGCACCCUCAGGACUCAGCGGAGGCGGUGGAGCCCCUGGAGAGCUCGUCGUCAACUGGACGCCCAUGUCACGGGAGUACCAGAACGGAGAUGGCUUCGGCUACCUGCUGUCCUUCCGCAGGCAGGGCAGCACAAGCUGGCAGACCGCCCGGGUGCUCGGUGCCGACACCCAGUACUUCGUCUACAGCAACGAGAGCAUCCGGCCCUACACGCCUUUUGAGGUCAAGAUUCGAAGCUACAACCGCCGUGGGGAUGGGCCUGAGAGCCUCACGGCCCUUGUGUACUCGGCUGAGGAAGAGCCCAGGGUGGCCCCUACCAAGGUCUGGGCCAAGGGGGUCUCAUCUUCAGAGAUGAACGUGACCUGGGAACCUGUGCAGCAGGACAUGAAUGGCAUCCUCCUGGGGUAUGAGAUUCGCUACUGGAAAGCUGGAGACAAAGAAGCAGCCGCUGACCGAGUGAGGACAGCAGGGCUGGACACGAGUGCUCGAGUCACUGAGCUGCACCCCAACACCAAGUACCAUGUGACUGUUCGGGCCUACAACCGAGCGGGCACUGGGCCCGCCAGCCCUUCUGCCAAUGCCACGACCAUGAAGCCCCCUCCACAGCGACCUCCUGGCAACAUCUCCUGGACUUUCUUGAGCUCCAGACUUAGUAUUAAGUGGGACCCUGUGGUCCCUCUCCGAAAUGAGUCUGCCGUCACUGGCUAUAAGCUGCUGUACCAGAAUGACUUACACGCGACCGCCUCGCUCCACUUCACCAGCAAGAACUGGAUAGAAAUCACAGUUCCCGGAGACAACGGCCACGCCCUGGUGCAGAUCCGGACCACAGGGCCUGGUGGGGACGGGACCCCUGCGCAAGUCCACAUCUCGAGGAAUGGAGGCACCAGCAUGAUGGUGGAAAACUCAGCAGUCUGCCCAGCCACGCAUUCUGGUGCCAUCCUCUCCCACUCCCUGGCGAUGCUGGUCCUCAUGGGCUGCCUGGAGCUCUGACUCAGCACCCUGCCCUCUCCACCGUGGUCAGGCACCCGCCUCUGAUGGACGCGGCCAGCUGGCCCCGGUCCCUUCCUGAUGCCAAGAUGGCCCAACACUGUGCCUGAGAAUGGCUGGCUUUAAAUACCUCCUUUAAGACAGUGCCCUUUUUGUAGGAGGUAGGUAUGUCAUAUUCUGCCACAGGGUAGAACCCACGUGAGGAUUUUUUUCUUUAAAUCAAGAGGCACCAGGCAGUAGCUUCCGUGAUGGCACCGAGCCCUGGCCUGGGCCUGCUAGGCUGCACAUCUGUGGAGACAGCACCCAGGUACUGCAUGUGAACUCUGUCCCCUGAGAGCGGAGGCCCAGACCCUCGGGAACACUGGGUGUGACUGGGCUGAAGGGGGACGAGGCACACACGCAGACAUCCCCCAGCCUAAGGAUAGAGCCGACCCUGGGGCCGAGGACUCACUGACUUUCUCAGGGGCCAACGUGGCUGGACCCUGACACAGCCCUCCAUGGCUCCCUGAAGGCUCUUGCCACCUGGCCAGGUGGCCAAGCACCAGUGCCCAAUAUCUGAGGCCAAGGAGCCCAGCCCUGCAGCUUUGGGGGGUGGCACUCCAGACUUCUGGGGCUGAGAGGCCAGGACACCUGGGGGAGAGGGGCACCAGACUUGGCCUCCUGUGCCCUCUUAGCCAACACUGCCAACCCGACCCUGUCACCCCUGAGUGACAGAGGCCACUACAGGUGGCUGGGUGACUAAAGGGCUUAUCUUGGGGAGGCCCCUCCCCACCAAGACCCAUCCUGAACAGUCCCUCCAGGGAUCAGGCAGGAGACCUGAGACGGGGGCAUGUGCCGCCCUCCUCCUCCAGCCCGGCCUGCAGGCCCCAGGACUCUGCUCUCCCAGCACAGCCCCCACGUGCCUGAAAGAGUAAAUGGCAUCAAUUCCAUGUGUCGUGGAGUCAGGAGCCUUCUGAGGACAGAUCAAUGUGGCCCUGCCUGCUCCCAGGAACACCCAGGACCACCUGGCCAGACCUGUCCCUGGAUGCCUGAAACCACUCUUUUGCAUUUCCCCAGAAGAAAAAGAGGUUAAUAAAUGCUCUGGGUAUAUUACCAGUCAGAACAUCAGAGCUGGAAGAGGCUUUAGGGCUCACCUUAUCAAGCCUCUCACUUCACAGAUGGAGAAACUGAGCUUGAACUUCCCAAGGUCACACACAUAGUGUGACAGUGACGGGGCUCCGAUGAGGACUGGAGUCUCUAGUCUCCUCAUUUACCCAGAGGAGGAACAGUGCUGAAAGGCCAGGGCCUGGCUAAUGUGGUGGUUAAGAAGGAGGGCGGGCUAUGAAAACUCUGCUCCAAGAGGUUCUGGUGGGUGAUCAUGGGGUUAAAUGGCCUGGCUGGGGCCCAGCCCAAGGUGCGGGUAGACUAUAGCAGACAUCGGUCCUUCUGUGCCUUCCGGGCCCGGCUUCUGCUAGGAUCUCAAUACGCAGUGCUGGCUUGAGCCCCCACCCCCCUUACCUUUGCUCCGAGAAGAGGCCACAGCAAGGACAGGGACCCCCAAAUCCAGGCAGUAGUGGCAACACAACCUGUGCUCUGACAGGUGGCCCUUAACAUUCGGGAGAAGCAGGACAGGUAUCCUGCAGGGGACAGGCCCCCUAAGCCUGAUUUCUGUAGUUUAUAGUUAGAGCUCUAUUUUGCUAUGGUUUUUUAAACUUUUAAGCCCUGCUCUAUUUUCCUGGGCAGGUUUAUGUUGAUGUUUUUACCCACUACAGUUUUUUAGAAAUGUAAGCUCACACCUCUUCUCCCCACCGCCGCUGCACCGCCCCUGCACCGUCCCCGGCCCCGCCAGCCCGGGACAUCAGACCUGGCCCUCCUCGCCUGCUCCCAUCCACCCCCCAUGCAAGGAGCUGGGGGCUCAGCUAUGCGACCGUUCCAUGGCAGGGACCCCAAACUCAGUCUAGCAUCCAUGUUGACCUCCGUGGCUGUGGUUUGGCCAUGCCCAGCUCCAUCAGAAAAGGGGAUGCCCAAAGAAAGAAAGUCUCCUCCAAGGUUUAGCUGGUUCUGUCCUCACUGCCUCAGGCCAGCGCGGGGAGAGCAGGGGACAGGUAUCUGUGCGGGCUUGGCACAGUCUGGACCAAUGCAGCUGGGGGCCGCAGUCUCUAAGCUUGCUUGAGUCAAAGACACAAGCAAGUGUCUUGGUUCUAAGGAGGCCCAUUAGCAAAAGGAAGACAGGCCUGCUGGGAAGCUGAGGAGGGAUGCCAACUAAGAAAACUCGGCCCCAAGGAAACCCAGCC
Messenger RNA from Artibeus jamaicensis (Jamaican fruit-eating bat), 5684 nucleotides. It is a transcript of the gene CNTN2, whose product is annotated as contactin 2. Lineage: Eukaryota; Metazoa; Chordata; Mammalia; Chiroptera; Phyllostomidae. Gene Ontology annotation, molecular function: protein binding. The transcript has 23 exons. The coding region runs from base 292 to 3414 and encodes 1040 amino acids. The record is from RefSeq and is a predicted model, not a curated record.